AUGGAAGAAUUCAAUGUAAGUCAUGUUGAUGAAAAGAAAAUCGAGGAAAUAAAAAAUGAAGGAAAUAAUAUGUUUAAAAAUAAAAAAUAUAAAGAAGCUAUAAACAUAUAUCUUAAGGUUCUUUCAUAUCUGUCCAAUGACUCAAACAAGGAAAUCGAAAUAAAAAAUAUCGUAAAAUAUUUUAAAAAAAAAAACACACAGCAUGAAAAUGAUGGAAAUGGUUCACCUUCACACUGGGAAAAUGUUAAAACAAUUUUUAUAAAGAUAUGUCAUAAUAUAUCAUUAUGUUACUACUUUUUAGAGGAAUUCGAAAAAUCUAUUGAGUAUUGCCUAUACAUUAAUGAUAUGGAUAUGAACCAUUCAAAAAGUUAUCACACAUUAGGUUUAUGUUAUGAAAAAUUAAAAGACUAUAAAAAAUGUAUAGCAUAUUUUGAUAAAUGUAAAACCAUAUUGUCUACCGAAAAAACAAAUAAAACAGAUGGGACUAAAGGUGAAAUAUACAGUAAUAAAGCAGAAAUAGAUAAAAUUAAUGAUAGAUUAAAAAUAAUAAUUAAACAAGUAGAGGAUAGUAAACAUGUAAAUACUACAACAUUAGAUACAAUUAAAAAUGUUAUUUUAGAUAAAAAUAGUACAGAAGAAAAUAAAAUAAAAAUGUUACAUUCUAUUUAUAAUCAAAAGUUCUAUUUACUUAUUAAAGAAAAUAUUUUUAAAUUUUUAUUCGAUAUCAUAAAUGAUAAAAAUAAUUAUAGUUUACGUGUAGAAAAAAAUUGUUUAUAUGUUAUAUAUAAAAUAUUAUCUAAAUUAGAAAGUGAAAAUAUGAGUAUUGAAAAAGAAAAAAUCAAAAAUACUAAAAGUUCAAAUAGCUGUAUUAGUACAUUAGAUGAUAUAAAAUUUAAAUAUUACUAUGAUGCGGAUUUUGUAAAGCUUCUCUUUUCUUUUAACGAACACUUUGAUGAAGAAUGGAUAAGUAAUUACAUUAAAAAUAAGACAAACAAGUUAGAAAAUCUUAACUUUGACAAGGAAAAAGAAAUAGAAAACAAGGAAGAUCCAUAUAACCUCACAACCGACACAUUAGUGUACAUAUUAAAUAUUAUAAAAUAUGUACAUGCCAUAAAUAAUGAAAAAAUAUUAAAAAUAAUAAAUCUUUAUUAUGCAAAUAGUGACAAUUCAACUUUGCAAAAUAAUGCAUUAAGUGUAAUUAUUUUCAUGUGUAAAAAAAAAAAAUUCUUUAUACAAUCCUCUAUUGAUAAGGAAAAAAAAGCAAGCACAAAAAAGUUUUUAGACACAUUAAAUGAAAAAUACAAUAUAGAUACAAAUAAUUAUGUUGUUGAUUUUCAUUUUUCGGAUUGUUAUAAAAAUCCAGUUUGCAUAAAUUCAGAGAUAAAAAAAUUAAUACAAAAUUUUAUAACAAUGUAUGAUAGCUUUCCUAAUGAUGUAGAAUAUUCUAUAAUUUUGCUUAUCACAUUGUUGAGCGAUCAAAAUAGACCUACUGAAAAAGAUACAGAAAUAGGUGAUUUAAUACAUGAGUGUGUAGAUUUAUAUUUUCAAAAUAAUGAAAUAAAGAUCGAAUGGUUUGUAUUUGUAAAAUGUUUAUUUUUAGUUGAUAAAGGUAUUGUUUUAAAUUAUUUAAUCGGGAAAACAGAAUAUAUACUUUGUAUUCUAACUUUUAUUAAUAAUUCUAUUGGUAGAGAAGCAAAAAAACAUAUAUCUCUUUACAUUGAUGUAUUGCUUCUACUUAUGAAUAUACCCGAGUUACGUUUUAUGUUAAGUAAUUAUAUUGAUGUAUAUGUAAGCAUUCUUAAAAUGCUAAACUAUGAUGAGAAUUUUUUAAAAUUGUUAAUUGGAGGAUUUAAACUAUAUAUGCAUAAUGCUGAUUUUAAGGAAAAAAUUGCAGAAAAUAUUGAUUUAUUUACAUAUUCAAAGGAAAUGCUAAAAGAAUUUCUUUUAAAUUAUAAUAGUCAAGAACAAAAUACUGAUCAAUGUUCUAGCACAUCUAAAGUCAAAAAAAAUGAAACAAAUAAUGAAAAACGAGAAGAUUCAAAUUUGAAUGAUCAAAAUUUAGAUAGCGAUUGUGCAAAAAAUAAAAAACGCUCUAAUAUAGCAUAUAGUGAUGAUGUACUAAAAGAUAUUAUUGAAAUGUUAUUUUAUCUUAGUUUGCAUAUAGAAUUUAAAAAACAAUUAUUGGAAGAAAAAAAUAAUUAUAUAUUAUUUUUUUUAAUAAAAGCAGGAGAGGAUAUAAAUAAAAAAAAAUUAGACAAUACAUAUAAAUACAUAUAUUGUAACACAAUUAAUAAUCUUAUUUUGACAAGAGAAGAUGAAAAACUUCGAAGAAGAGAAAUUAAUAAAACAAAUUUAGCAAACUUUGAUAAUGAACAAAUAGAAGCUUUAGAACAGUUUUAUAAUAAAUUGCCUAAUUCUGCUGGAGCAAAAAAUGAUCCAUUAUAUGAUUAUGGAGAUAAUGAAACCAGCAAAAAAAUAAUUAGUUUAUUAUUGUUUAGUGAAAAAUAUAAUAUGAAUAUAAAUAAAAAUAAUACUAUUUCAACUAUGGCUAAUAAUAAAUAUAAAAAUGGAACUAUUAUUAACACGAUUUACAAUUUUAUUAAUAAUAAUUUCUUCACAAAAAAUAUUGCUGAAUCAAUCUGUGAAAUAAUAUCUAAAUUUGUAAAAGACAAUAGUAAUAUUGGCAUUGUGCUUAUUAACAAUGGGUUAAAAGCUUUAUUAUUGUGUUCUAAGCAUAUUACUAAUAAAAAGAAUUGUUCUCUAGCAUUAUGUGAAAUAUUUAUAAAUACUAAUCCGAAACUAAUUCAUUUUUAUGAAGCUUAUGAUUCAUUACCAUUACUAAUUGACCAACUAAAUAAUGAUGAAGAAUUAUUAAUUUUUAAAUCAUUAAUGGCAAUUACUAAUAUAUUAACUAUUGAUGAAAAUGUGGCAAUAAAAGCUAUGAACCUAAAUUUAUGGGGAAAAUGUUUUGAUGCUUUAUCAUCGGAAAAUGAAUAUAUAAGAUCAGCGAGUUUAGAAUGUAUAUGUAAUUUAUGUUCUCAAACCCAUGUCCAUCAAUAUAUUUAUGAUAAAUAUCAAAAAAUUGUAAAACAAAAUGAAAAUUAUAAAGAAAUUGAUUUUGUAGAAAUACAAAUAAUAUAUGCCUUUACUAUGGAAUACGAUAAUUAUAAGGCUGUAUUUGCAUCUACAGGAGCACUGGGAAUGCUAUCAUCAGAUUUACGUCUUCCAUUUUAUUUAGUACAGACAAAAUCCUUUAAUCAAGUUUUUAACUCAUUCCAUAAAACUGAUGAUCAGAAUAUUUUAUUGAGAAUUUUAACAUUUUUUAAUAAUAUCAUACUAAGUGAAAACAUUCCUAUCGAUGUUAUUGACAAAAUAAAAAAAACGGUUAAGGAAAAAACUGGACUAAAUGAGGAAAAUACUCAAAUUGCCAAUUUGAUUCUUAAUUGA
Molecule: messenger RNA, 3447 nt
Organism: Plasmodium vinckei vinckei
Lineage: Eukaryota; Apicomplexa; Aconoidasida; Haemosporida; Plasmodiidae
Product: tetratricopeptide repeat protein, putative
Exons: 1
Coding region: 1-3447 (1148 amino acids)
Molecular function (GO): protein binding
Source: RefSeq, a predicted model, not a curated record